This is a messenger RNA of Mobula hypostoma (lesser devil ray), 9898 nucleotides long. RefSeq names its product phosphatidylinositol-3,4,5-trisphosphate-dependent Rac exchange factor 2 (gene prex2). NCBI's taxonomy places the organism in Eukaryota, Metazoa, Chordata, Chondrichthyes, Myliobatiformes, Myliobatidae. Gene Ontology annotation, biological process: regulation of signaling; positive regulation of GTPase activity; G protein-coupled receptor signaling pathway. Gene Ontology annotation, cellular component: plasma membrane. Bases 854 to 5686 code for a protein of 1610 amino acids. The transcript has 40 exons. The record is from RefSeq and is a predicted model, not a curated record. Gene Ontology annotation, molecular function: GTPase activator activity; protein binding; guanyl-nucleotide exchange factor activity.
GAAGCUUCAUGGGGUUCUCCCUAUAAGUUAAGACCAUUAAGAAACAAAAUCAAAGAUAGCGUUUGCAGUUGAUGUACGGCCGGGACUAAGACGCAAUUGGGGACAGAUUUCGUGGAAACAUUCCCGGUAUCCUAGGUGUGCAAGCGACGUCGGGGACACGAGGGUCUGCAGAAGCUGGAAAUUUGGAUCAACGCUGGAGGAACUCGACAUGUCAAGCAGCAUCGAGGGAGGGAAAUGGAGACCCUAUGUUUUGGGCCAAGACCCUUCAUCGGGACUGUUGCUAACGAAGGGUCUUUGCCUGAAACAUCGACUGCUUAUUUCCUUCCAGAGACGUCGCCUGGACGCGUUGAGUUCCUCCAGCGCUGUGCGUCUGUUGUCCUUGCGAUGUUCAGUAUAUUGUAAAAGAAAUGGGUGUUUUGAGUGAGACUUGCGUGACUGUGUCUCGUCACAAUCUCUUAAGAUUGUUUACCUAUCUCCUUUACUGAUUCCGGUGAGGGUGGAAAUAUUUGAUGAAUGAGAGAGAGAGAAAAAAGUUUUUUCCCUUCCCAGUUUAUUCCAUCUGACUGCCGCAAGCAGCAUUCAAGUCAACACAGACCGCCUGCUCUCCUUGGCCUCUCUGCCCUCCCAUCUCCACAGCAGCCUUGAUUUAUUGGAGUCGUCCAGCUGACGGGAAGCCAGCCCCCUCCCCCUCUCACCUCUUAAACAUUCUGCUGAAACUCGCCGAAAUCCUGGGAAAACAAUGCUCCCUUUCCCUCGUGUUGACGAGUUUAGACCCCUGAAGUGAGGGGAGGAAGCGGCGAACCAGACAACUGUGAAGUGGUACAUUCACCAUUGGAAUAAAUACAGAAGUAAAAUGACCGAGGAGGGGAAGUCGGAGAGUAAAGGAGAAAUUAGCGGCAAAGAUUUGGAAAAACAGCUUCGUCUUCGUGUUUGUGUUUUAACCGAAAUCCUGAAGACUGAGAGAGAUUACGUGGAGACUCUGGAGUUCCUCGUCUCGGCAUUUCUUCAGCGAAUGAUUCAACAUGCAGCUUCUAGAGUUGACAAAAAUGUGACGGAAGAAACAGUUAAGACGUUGUUUUCUAAUAUUGAGGACAUUCUUGGAGUCCACAAAGAAUUCCUGAGUAUGAUUGAGCAGUGCCUGCAGCCUGAGCCUAAUGCCCAACAUGAAUUGGGAAGCUGUUUUCUUCAAUUUAAGCAUCGAUUUUCUAUCUAUGAUGAGUACUGCAGUAAUCAUGAGAAAGCACAGAGGCUGCUAUUGGAACUGAAUAAAAUGCGGACGGUGCGGACAUUUUUGCUGGGUUGUAUGCUGCUUGCAGGACGGAAGAACCCUGAUGUUCCACUUGAAGGAUAUCUAGUGGCUCCCAUACAAAGGAUCUGCAAGUAUCCACUUCUGUUAAAGGAAUUGAUGAAGAGGACACCAAAGAAGCAUAAUGACUAUUCAGCAGUACUUGAGGCUCUUCAGGCCAUGAAAACGGUAUGCUCCACCAUUAAUGAAGCCAAACGACAAAUGGAAAAGCUGGAAAUUCUCGAAGAAUGGCAGUCACAUAUUGAAGGAUGGGAGGGAUCCAAUAUAACAGAUACAUGCACUGAAAUGCUGAUGCAAGGGAUUUUACUGAAAAUUUCAGCUGGAAAUAUUCAGGAACGAGUUUUCUUCCUCUUUGAUAACUUGCUGGUAUACUGUAAAAAGAAGCAUAGACGCUUAAAGAAUACUUCUCACCCAAAGAAAGUGCCUGAUGGACAUCGGUACCUUUUUCGUGGCAGGAUAAAUACAGAGAUCAUGGAAGUGGAAAAUGUUGAUGAUGGAACAGCGGAUUAUCAUAGCAGUGGUCAUACAGUGAUCAAUGGUUGGAAAAUACAUAACACUGCCAAAAAUAAAUGGUUCGUCUGCAUGGCAAAAUCAUCAGAAGACAAACAGGAAUGGCUUGAGGCCUUUCUAAAGGAGCGAGAACGAAGAAAGAGUUUGAAACUAGGCGUGGAACAAGAUACCUGGAUGAUGAUCUCUGAGAAAGGGGAAAAGUUGUACCAUAUGCUGUGUAAACAGGAAAAUUUAAUCAAAGACCGAAAACGGAAACUCAGCACAUUUCCAAAAUGCUUUUUGGGCAGUGAGUUUGUCGCAUGGCUGAUGGAAAUUAAAGAGAUCAGUAAACCUGAAGAAGGAGUUCAUCUGGGCCAAGCGCUGUUGGAGAACGGAAUCAUCCAUCAUGUAACAGAUAAACACCAGUUUAAACCUGAUCAUAUGCUGUACAGAUUUCGAUAUGAUGAUGGAACAUACCAUCCAAGAUGUGAAAUUCAAGAUGUUAUUUCGAAGGGUGUGAGACUUUACUACCGACUUCAUAGUCUAUUUACUCCUGUGAUUAAGGAUAAAGACUACCAUCUAAGAACUUACAAGUCAGUGGUCAUGGCAAACAAGCUGACAGACUGGCUAAUUGCACAGGGAGACUGUAAGACCAGAGAGGAAGCAAUAAUCCUGGGUGUGGAACUGUGUGACAAUGGUUUUAUGCACCACGUACUUGAAAAGAGUGAAUUUAAAGAUGAAACCCUUUUAUUCCGAUUUUUUGCUGAUGAGGAAAUAGAAGGCUCAAAUUUAAGGCAGAAGCACAUGCGACAUGACUUGAAAAUAGUCGAAAAUGUUAUAGCCAAGUCAUUGUUGAUUAAAGCUCAAGAUGGAAGUUAUGGUUUUACUCUGGAGGAGAGAAACAAGGUUCCUAUUGUGAAGUCUGUGGAGAAGGGAUCUUAUGCUGAGAUGGCAGGCCUAGAGGUCGGGAAAAAGAUUUUUGCUAUCAAUGGAGAUGUGGUUUUCCUUCGACCCUUUCAGGAAGUCGAAUGCUUCCUGCAGCACUGCUUCAAUAGCAAGAGGCCUCUCAGGGUGCUUCAGAGCACAAAGCCACGAGAGACAAUAAAGAUUCCAGACUCUGCGGAUGGUCUUGGAUUUCAGAUUCGAGGAUAUGGUCCAUCAGUUGUCCACGCUAUUGGCAGAGGAACCGUAGCAGCAGAAGCAGGCCUCCAUCCUGGUCAAUGCAUCAUCAAAGUAAAUGGCAUCAACGUAAGCAAGGAGAGUCAUGCAAGUGUGAUAGCACAUGUCACAGCGUGUCGGAAGUACAAGCAUCCUUCACAGCAAGACUCCAUUCAGUGGGUGUAUCAUAAUAUUGAGAGUGGUCAGGAGGAGCUUCAGAAAUUCUGUGUAAAGAGCCCAGCUUCAGGAGGAACUGACACCGUUGUACAAGAAAGAUUUAAUGAAGAGGUUUUCGAUAAAUUUAACACAAUGGCUUUAAUUGAUGGGAAGAAGGAUCAUGUGAGCCUAACAGUAGAUAAUGUUCACUUGGACUAUGGUGUGGUGUAUGAGUAUGACAGUACUGCUGGUACAAAGUGCCAUGUUUUGGAGAAAAUGAGUGAACCUAAGGGAUUCUUCAAUUUGACUGCAAAGGUCCUUGAGUGUUUUGCUAAGAAUGAUGAACAAUUUGUGGAAAGUUGUGGCAGGCUAACCUGCCUAAGUGAAGCAAUCCCUCCUAAACUCCAUUCAAGGUUCAGCGUCAAGCGCAGUGAGAAGCUUGAACAUAUUAACCGAAGGAUUAUGACCUACAAGAAGUUUUCACGAGUUUUGAAAAACCGAGCCUGGCCAACUUUUAAGCAAGCCAAGUCCAAGAUAUCGCCACUGCACAGCAGUGAUUUCUGUCCCACCAAUUGCCAUAUAAAUGUCAUGGAAGUAUCCUAUCCCAAAAAUGUUGCAUCACUGGGAAGCGCCUUUGGUGUUCAGCUGGACAGUCGGAAGCAGUCCUGCAGUGAUAUUGACCAAAAAAGCUUCGAUCAAGAUAAACUGGAUCCAGUGGAAUAUGUUCAUCACUGCAUUGCCACCAUGGCAGCUCCCUCCGGACACAGCUUGGGUCAGCAAAACGGGCCUGGCCUGUACUUCACCCUGAAGGAAAAGGAUAUUGAAACUCAAGAUGCAUACCAGAAGCUUCUGAAUAAGUUGCAGACAGUUGUGAAGGAACUGGAAUCGUAUAUUGGUCAGAUAGAUGACCUGCUUUCAUCAAUAACCCAUCCAACUACACCAGAGAUGAAGUCGGCAGAAUCACUAAUAACAGGAGAGAAUGACACUGACAAGGUAGAACGGAACAGCAAAAAGGUCUGCUUUGUGGUAACUGGAGAUGAUCAGGAAGAUUCAGGUCAUGAUACAAUAAGCAACAGGGAUUCCUACAGUGACUGCAACAGCAAUAGGAAUUCUAUUGCUUCCUUUACAAGUAUCUGCAGCAGCCAUUGUGAUUCUUAUGUACACAGUGAUGACAUGGAUUCAGGAGAUGAGCUACCUUGCAGCGUGCGCAUUUCCCAUGAUAAGCAGGAUAAGUUACACGGCUGCUUAGAACAUCUCUUUAGUCAGGUUGAUGCAGUGACUAACCUUCUGAAAGGUCCAACUGUGGCAAAGGCAUUUGAACAAACAAAGAACUUCAUCCCAAAAAGAAAUCUGCAAGAAUUCAAGAAGGAAAUGGAGUCAACGAUCAGUUGCACAACGCAGCUCCGAAUUCACGUGCAGAGAGAUCCCUGGAAUUUACCGAGUGGUGUGCACAACCUUAUAGCUGCCAUUACAAGAUUUGUCGAAGAGGUACAGCAGCGAAUAUUCCUGGCUCUUCUUGAAAAUACAGAUACCGAGAUUCAACUCAGACAGGAUAUGGUGUUUUGUCAAAGUCUGGUGGCCACAGUUUGUGCUUUCUCGGAACAGCUGUUGGCGGCAUUGCAUCAGAUGUAUGACACUAACAGGGAGUACGAAAUCGAGGCACAGGAGGCGAGUAGAAAAUGGUUGGAACAAAUAGCCAAUGCAGGAAUCCUCUUUCACUUCCAGUCACUGCUAUCUCCUAAUCUGAUGGAUGAACAGGCUAUGUUGGAAGACACCUUGGUUGCCAUGUCUGAUUUGGAAAAAGUCACGUUCUACUUUCGACAGUCUGAAGAAGAGCCUCUCGUAGCAAAUAAUCCUAUUACAUACAAAGUAGAAGGAAAUCGACAAGCCUUAAAAGUGUUCUUCUACUUGGAGAACUACAAUUUCGAGCAGCUUCCUCAGAGGUUAAAGAAUGGAGGUGGUUUUAAAGUUCAUCCAGUUCUAUUUACACAAGCGAUGGAAAGUAUGGAAGGUUAUUACUAUACCGAAAAUAUGUCUGUGGAAGAAUUCCAGGCUCAGAUCAAUUCGACUUCUCUGGAGAAUGUAAAAAGAUACUGUCAAAAGCUCAGGGCGUAUUAUAUGGAUAAUUCAAAUUUGCCUCCAGGCUCCUCGAAAGCUGCUGCAAUUGAUAAGCUCCUGCGGCCACUCAAUGCUUUGGAUGAACUUCAUCGACUGAUGGAAUCUUUUAUCAGGUCAAAGCGCACAGCUGCUUCUGCUUAUACUGCUUGUAGUGCCUCUGGUGUGGGAUUGUUGUCAGUUUCUUCUGAACUCUGCAAUCGUUUGGGAGCUUGCCACAUCAUAAUGUGCAAUAGUGGAGUCCACAGAUGUACCUUGAGUGUCACUUUGGAACAGGCCAUAAUUCUUGCAAGAUGUCAUGGGUUACCUCCACGUUAUCUGAUGCAGGCUACUGAUAUGAUGAGAAAACAGGGAGCUAGAGUGCAGAACUCCGCUAAGAAUCUUGGAGUGAGGGACCGAACACCCCAGUCUGCUCCAAGAUUAUACAAACUGUGUCAACCCCCCCCUGAUGGUGAUGCUUGAAGACACCUGCUUCAAAACUUGAAGAUAUCUGGGCAUUGCUUCUUCAACUACAAUUCAGAGGGUUUGCACUGUAAAUAGUAGGAUACUCCUGGCUUUCAAACAAGAUAUUGCUGGGAAGUGCUGGUGAAAUGUGCUGCAUUUUCUAAGAUAAACCUCAGCUAUUCAAACUGGAAUAAAUGCUUUUCUUUGCCACAUCGAACAGGCACAAAUUAGGGUGGUUGUUCAGUAAAUUUCUUUUUCAAACCAUGAAGCUAAUUAUUGCUUAUUGUAAAUUUAUUAAGCAUAAAUAGGUUUCAUUAUCUAUCAAAUUAAGAAGCUUUAGUCAGUUUGUAUCUUUUACAAUCCUUUUAACUUUACCUUAAAGUAUUAAGCAAUAAUUUGUUGAUAAAGUUUUGUAUAUUUAAACAGGUUCACUAUUUAGGAUUAUAUUAUAACUGGCUCUUUUCAGGCAUAAGAACAUUAACAAAUGCACAGCAAUCAUUGUUGUUCGAAGCUCUCUACAGAUGAUAGCGAGUACGUGAAAAGACUGCAAUAUUACAAGGGGAUUCUGAUGUUUUAGGUAUCACAGCCAUAGUCUCUUUUUAUCACCUCAAGGCUGAGAUGAUGUUAUAAACUUAAUCUCAGCCCCAACCCGAAUUUGUUUAUUUUAAUGUGUUGGAAGAUCACAGCCCUGUUUUUUCUCUUGCGUGUAGAAUCCUCUGUGGCAGUAUUUGUAUUGUGAAAUAAGAAAGGAGGGGUCUUGAAGCAGCGUCUGUUUUCCUUCAUUUAGCAAGAAGGGAAGGUGAUUCAGUUUCGCUUUUGCAGAAAAUUAACUAUCUUGCAUACUGUAUAUUGUAAAUGCAUAACACUUGAACAAAUAUUCCUUUCAUCAAGCAAACAAUAUUUAAAUGCACAAAAUAUAAACUUUUACUGCCUUUUUAUUAGAUAGGAACUGAUGUAAAAUACAUUUGCAUUUGUAUAAUUAGGAACAAUAUCAGGUGACAUUCUCUCAGGAUUAAGACUUUUACUUACUAAUGUGCAAAAAUAACUUCAAGGUCUUAUUCUUGAUGUGGGUUUUUUUUAAGUAUAACCUUAUUCUCUUCUGUUGGCCAAUUUCAGUGUAACAAUUUAUGCUUGCUUUUAAGCAGUUGUACUUUACGGUGAAAUGGACAAUCAUAUUGAAAGUAGCUAGGCAUAGUUCUAAUCUUAAAUAAUAAAUAGUUGUAUCCAGAUAAUUGGCUACUUGAAAAGCUAUGACUUUCAAAUAUUUGAGUUUUACCAUAGUGUUCGUGGACAGGUAAUCAAACAUUCCAAGUUUAUGGAAGAGAAUCAUUUCACUUAGCUCAUCAUCUGGGUUAGCGAUAUGUUUCUACAAGGACUAGUUGCUUGUGUCCCAUUCAAGCAAUACUGUAAUGACCUGAAUAGCCUCCUUCAACACUCUAAAAACAAUCAACAAUUCUAUGACUCCCAAUUGUUACAAAUACCCUUCUUUUUUUUUCCAAGCAAACACAAAACUACCUUUUUCAUUUCACGGAGUCUUUUAUCAAGUUAAAAAUAGGUGUUCUUCUUAUAUUGAUUGCAUGCAUCACAUGGCAAUAACUUUCCCCAAUUACAUUUACUCUGUGCUUUCUAAGCAAUAAAGAUGCAAUCGGCAAACAAAAUUCAUUGGAUCUACUGAGCCCUGUUUACUUUCUAUAUGUCCAAAAUAAUUGUUUCUAGAUGAGGGUUUGAGGUUUUUGGGCCCACUUCCUGUUGAACGCCUGCCCAUCAGAAAACUGGAGGGGCAAUUCUUGUGAUUCACACUAGCACAGGUGUUAUUUCCCCAUUUUUGCCAUCGUCAAUGAACACUGCACUUGCCAACAGAAACCAGAUUAUAGGUUGCAGCCUACAACAUUGGCUUUCAGCUUUCAAUGAAACAAAUACAUUACAUCAGCAGUUACUGAAUUGAUGUGUCCCCGAAAGGUCGUUGCUUUGUGUUUCAUAAAUCUCACCCAUCCCAGUCAUUUCAGUAUAUUAAAAACCUCAUUAUUGAAGCAGGCCUAAGCAUGGAUGGCUUUAGGUCACAGAUAUCUAGAUUUGUGCCCCCGUUUCAACUUGAAGUCACACGUGUCUGGUAGGGAGGGAGAUCGGCCGGUCACUGGCUGUGGGCAGAGGUAGGAUUGUUGUACAGUGCAAUCACAACCUACAGGCCCGAGCACUGUUUAUCCCGUCCUCUGCCUUUUCCCUCAUGAUAUCCCUGUUGCUGUCAAAGAGAAUAAAAUAGCACUGCCUUGCUGCCCAUACGAUUGUAUCUACUUAAGCUGCUUAAUUAAUCACAAUUUAAUACUUCUGAAAGGUGGGAAUCACAAUUUUCAAAGCAAGAAUGUGGUAUAUUUCCUUUUCCUUCUACGGCACCUUAUGAUACAUUUGGUGCAUCAAAAAUGGGUGAAAUCCUAUUGCUAGAAAAAAUGUAUUUUAUUUCCCCGAGGACGAAAUUCACAUUUCCAAGUGCUAUCAUUGCUCCUCGGAGCCAGGUACCUGAUAAGCUGUUUCCAGAAACUGCUGCUGCCUACAAAUACAUACAGUACAUUAAUAGGGGCACUUACUUAAACAUUCAAUAUUACAUCAAUGCCUAGCACAUUAACUAUGAAUGUUAGAGUCAGAUUUAUAGAACAGAAUCUGAAGUAUCAAUGUUGUGUCCUGGGUUAGCACUUUCCCUAACCUAGUUUCCUGCAGGGGAAGUGACUGACCACUGCGCAAUCUCACAACAAACCCAAGUUGUGUCAUGUUUUGGAGCCAGUUGUUCGCUCUAAAACUAUUAUAUGAUAAAGCACUGUCUUUGAUUUUUAGAAUUUGUGAAAUCAUUUAAUCUAAUUUUAGCUUUACAUGGUUGGCAGGAAAUAGAUGCCACUGAUUUAGGACCUGUUUUACACACGAUCUGAUUUUGCCUUCUGACAGCGGGCUGCAGUUGGUUUCCUGUCAGUUUCCCACUGGAUGAGUUAGCAGAUAAUUACUUCCAUUACUUUACAGGAAUAUUUCUUUCUAAGUACUUUUAGUGACAUUAUGAAGUUAAGUAUGUCAAACUUACAUACUUUAAAAUGUGUGUUAAAGAAACUGAUAAACUUGAUUUUAUAUAAAUAAUCUGCUGAUUAGUAUCAAUAUAUAUGGUUCAUAUUUUAAGUAUUUUAAUCUUGCACUAACUUGCAGAAAUAGGAUUGGAAGAUGACAUUGGGGAAUGGACAUUAGAAAAAUACAGUCAUAUUAGUUCCUGAUGUAGAAUUUGCCUGACACAAGACUUUACUGUACAUACAUUCUGAAUCAAAUUUUAAUCAAGAUGGCAAAAGGUAAAAGAAGCAAAUGAUGUCACACCUUCAUUAUAAAAUUCAGUUAACUAAUAAUGGAACCUGGGUCAGUCAUAUUCCAUGUGGCUCGGAGAUGAAUCACAGAGUAUAUUUAAUAUAAACCAAUAUCACUUUGAUAGAUUUGCCAGAAAUGUUGAGAUUGUAGUACCUAAUAUUUUCUCUAUAUUUUCUGCAGUGACGGUGCUGAGGGAUUAUUGCAAUGAAAAUAGAAAAUCUAAAUGUAGUGGGGAGGAAAUUUUUGUGAAGGUGCAUUUUUGUGGACUUAUAAUGAAAUCUUCAUGAUCUUCAAUAACAAUGCAAAAAUAAUCAACUUUACGUAGCAGAAUUGUUCUCUUUCAUUAUUAUAAAUUAAAUUAUAAGUAAGAACUUAUUUGUUCUCUGAUAACUACAUUAUUCCCUUUGUUAAAUGAAACAUUCUUCAAAAUGGAAGGUAAAAUAUAGAAUCCAAUUUCCUUUCAUGUUCUUUAAAUGCUUUAAUAUUUCAUAAAGUAUGAUUUCAAAAGAUCCAAAUCAGGCUUUGAGAUCUUGAACUAUUUAACUUCCAUUGAUGCAAUGGUACAUUAUUUGAAUAAAGCCAUUGAGAAAGCUUAUUCUGGAAAUAAUUAAUGUUUCUGAGUGUAUUGACUGUGACUGUUAGACUGAGGGCUUUGAAUUUCUGUAAUGACUUAUAACUAGCGAUGUACCAUGAUGCAUGUUAGUUCUAUGUGUGUUACAUUUAAUCUUUUCCCUGAUAAAGUUAUAAGCUGAAGUUUGUAUGCCUUUCAAAAGAAUACCUUUCUCUGUAAAUACAUAAUUACAGUAUGCUGUGAUAUAUUGUUAAAUUAUACUGACUAUUUAAUCAUACUUAUAUAUUAAACACUUAAUGCAGGAAUGGAACACAGUGUUUAAAGCA